Molecule: messenger RNA, 899 nt
Organism: Lacerta agilis (Sand lizard)
Lineage: Eukaryota; Metazoa; Chordata; Lepidosauria; Squamata; Lacertidae
Gene: ANP32E
Product: acidic nuclear phosphoprotein 32 family member E
Exons: 7
Coding region: 100-891 (263 amino acids)
Biological process (GO): regulation of apoptotic process
Cellular component (GO): nucleus
Molecular function (GO): phosphatase inhibitor activity; histone binding
Source: RefSeq, a predicted model, not a curated record
GCUAGUUUUUUUUUUCUGCUCCUCCCUCCACUUUUUUUUUUUUUUUUUUUUGAGAGGGGCUUUUCCAAAGCAGGGCCGGCGCGCAAAGGCGGGAGGGCGAUGGAGAUGAAGAAGCGCAUCAACCUGGAGAUGAGGAACCGGGCGCCCGAGAAGGUGGCUGAGCUGGUUCUGGACAAUUGCCGGUCUAGCAAUGGCGAAAUCGAAGGUCUGAAUGACACAUUUAAAGAGCUAGAGUUUCUCAGCAUGGCCAACGUGGAGCUGUCAUCACUCGCCAAGCUCCCCACUUUGACUAAGCUUCGAAAGCUGGAAUUGAGCGAUAAUCUAAUUUCUGGAGGCCUGGAAGUCCUGGCAGAGAGAUGUCCGAAUCUCACAUACCUAAAUCUGAGUGGUAAUAAAAUCAAAGAUCUCAGCACCGUGGAAGCCCUUCAAAAUCUUAAGAAUUUGAAGAGUCUUGAUUUGUUUAACUGUGAGAUCACAAACCUGGAGGAUUACAGAGAAAGCGUGUUUGACUUGCUCCAGCAAAUUACGUAUUUAGAUGGGUUUGAUCAGGAGGAUAAUGAGGCCCCCGACUCAGAAGAUGAAGAGGAUGAAGAUGGGGAUGAAGAUGAGGAUGAAGAAGAUGAGGACAAAGCUGGUCCCCCAGGAGAAUAUGAAGAGAAUGAUGAGGAAGAUGACGAUGCCUCAGACUUGGGGGAGGGUGAAGGUGAAGACGAGGAAGAUGAGGAAGAAGUGGGCCUCUCGUACUUAAUGAAAGAAGAGAUUCAGGAUGAAGAAGAUGAUGAUGAUUACGUAGAGGAGAAGGAGAAUGAAGAAGAAGAAGAAGCGGAAGGCGUCAGAGGGGAGAAGAGAAAACGUGCAGCAGAAGAUGAGGGAGAUGAUGACGACGAUUAAGUUGUAGG